UCUUGUUUUAAAGAAACAUGUCUGCAAGCGUUUCCGAUCCGUAUGAACAAAUGCCAGCUGCUCCAACAGAUGAUGAUCUCGAGGACAAACCGGAAGCCGACAAAAAAGCAUUACUCAAUCAAGUUUUUAAAUCGUUGAAAAGGGCACAGGAUUUAUUUUAUCACGAUUAUGCACAGCCACCUCCAAUGCCAGAAGAGAAUGACAGUCUAAUUCGGUCAAUGAAAAGAAAGCACGAGUACGGUAAUGUUAUUAAAAAAGUAGAAGAAAUGAAAGUGAGACGAGAAAAUGAAAUGCUCGCUCUCCCAACAUCGCAACCGAUGCACGGUACAGGAUCAGUGAUCGCAUCAGCUGGAACCCCAUUGGCUAUCACAGAUGGAUCAGGAAAACUUGUUAAUCAGCAACAAGGAUCAGCAAAAAGUGGAACACUGCUUCCUUUGGUUCCACUUGGUAACAGUUCAAAAGGAGAAGACAAUACAACUCGAUCGCUUCUUCCUUCAAAGGCGCCUAUGAUGAUGAAACCAAAAUGGCACGCUCCAUGGAAAUUGUAUCGUGUAGCUUCGGGACAUACAGGAUGGGUCAGAGCAGUUGAUGUUGAACCGGGAAAUCAAUGGUUUGCUUCUGGCGGAGCGGACCGUAUUAUCAAGAUUUGGGACUUAGCGUCUGGACAGUUGAAGUUAUCAUUGACUGGUCACAUCAGUUCUGUAAGAGCUGUAAAAGUUUCACCAAGGCAUCCUUUCUUGUUCAGUGGAGGAGAAGAUAAACAGGUUAAAUGCUGGGAUUUGGAAUACAACAAAGUGAUCCGUCAUUAUCAUGGGCAUUUAAGUGCCGUCCAAGCUCUUUCAGUACAUCCAUCUCUUGAUGUUCUAGUCACCUGCGCUCGUGAUUCUACAGCUAGAGUUUGGGAUAUGAGAACAAAAGCUCAAGUCCAUUGUUUUGCUGGUCACACAAACACCGUCGCAGAUGUUGUGUGUCAAUCAGUUGAUCCACAAGUAAUAACUGCUUCUCAUGAUGCGACAGUUCGUCUAUGGGAUUUGGCCGCUGGACGUUCUAUGUGCACAUUAACUCAUCACAAGAAAUCAGUGAGAGCUCUGACAAUUCAUCCACGUCUCAACAUGUUUGCUUCUGCUUCCCCAGAUAACAUCAAACAGUGGAAACUUCCCAAAGGAGAAUUUAUGCAGAAUCUUUCUGGACAUAAUGCUAUUAUCAAUACACUGUCUUCCAAUGAUGAUGGUGUUGUUGUAUCAGGCGCUGACAACGGAUCGUUGUGCUUCUGGGAUUGGAGAUCUGGUUUCUGCUUCCAGAAAAUUCAAACAAAGCCUCAACCAGGAUCAAUAGAAUCUGAAGCUGGGAUCUACGCUUCGUGCUUCGACAAGACAGGUCUCAGGCUUAUUACCGCUGAAGCUGACAAGACAAUCAAAAUGUACAAGGAAGAUGAUGAAGCAACAGAGGAAAGCCAUCCAAUUGUUUGGCGACCAGAAAUUGUCAAAAAGAAGGCGUACUAAAAUAUUUUUUACCUGUGUUUCUAUUUAUCUGUUAACUUACACCUGAAAAAUAAAAA
Molecule: messenger RNA, 1558 nt
Organism: Caenorhabditis elegans
Lineage: Eukaryota; Metazoa; Nematoda; Chromadorea; Rhabditida; Rhabditidae
Gene: plrg-1
Product: Pleiotropic regulator 1
Biological process (GO): mRNA splicing, via spliceosome
Source: RefSeq, marked reviewed